AUGGGCGACGAGACAGCGCUGAGCGGGACUGGUGGCCGGGAGGGGAUGGUGACCGACAACGCACCGUCGACGAACCGUCACCACCGGCUGGCCGAGGCGACUCGUGCCGCCAACCUGUCAACCCUGGUGAGCACGCGCGGCUGGAAUCCGAGCAUGUGGCGGCGCGUGUCGACGCUGAUGCUGGAACGCUUGCUGUUCCUGCGGACGCGUUGUCUGCAUCAACUGCUGGCCACCCUGAUGCCCCUGGUGGUGCUGGUGAGCGCCUUCCACUGGAUGGCCGCUGGCAAGACGGAAAGCCAGAACGCCACCACUCUGAACAUCCGGGUGCCAGUGUCCCUGCGAGAAGUCUACCCCGAGGCUCGCGUUUUCCUCGACGACGACGAAGAGGCCGAGAAAGGGAUCAGCCCGUAUUUUAUGCAUCUGCUGGAGGAGGACAGAGCAGUGGUGACACGCUACAACGACACAGCGGAGGAUGUGCUGCUCGCGGAGGCCGAAAAGGACUACGUGUCCUACACUACAAGCAUGGUGCUCGGUGCAGUGUUCCGCAACAGGGAGUUGGAGGCCUGGUACAAUCCGUACGCCAUCAUGAGCAAGAUUAUAGCGUACGGCCUCGUGAGCAGUGCCUUGCUCGCAUACAAGGAGAAAAGCUACUGGGCUCGCAUUGAGACGACGCUGGAGGUGCACUUGCCAGAGGUCGUUAAGCCCGAGCACAGCCAUCGGCAGAAGGGUGAUCCGGGUUCUGAAUACUUCGAGGACGACCCCAUGGGCCACGUGGACUUGCUGGUGCACAAGAUGGCGGCCAUCUGGGCUGUUAUGGCCCCGCUAGCGUCGGUGCUCAUCGUGUCCUCGUUCGUGACUUUCCCAAGCGCCGAGCACUGCAGCCAGUUUAUGCAGCUGCUGUUGAUGACAGGCGUUCCCGGGUGGCUGCAUUGCUUGUGCCACCUCCUCUUCGACUGUGCCCUCUUCGUCUGGAUCAUCUUGCCAACCUCUGUGGCAUUCGCUUUGUACUACGAAGUGCAUACGAUCGCUUACAAGGCCCUGUUUGUGGUGUUUGCCAUGUCCGGCGUCCUGUUCAUCCUGUCUGCAUACGUCAUUGCUUACUCCUGCAAAACAGCCUUCAGAGCCUACGUCGUAGUGCUUGUCGUAUUUGGCCUGUUCGGCGCUCUGACGUUCUUCGCGACCGUACGACUGGCCACGGGCGGGCACGACGCCGGUUUCCUGUGCAGCGCUUUGCCGCCCUGCGCCGUGCCCAUGUCGUUGAUCAAGGUGGUCGCCCUGGACUGGUCUCGUCGCGCCUGCAGGCAGCUCGCCCUGGAGCGGCUCGACGACACCUCGGCGCUGAUCGCGUUCUGCCGCACGGUUGCCGACUACAAGGCCACCUACCACGAGGAGAUGUUCGCCGGUCUUCUCAGGACGCAAGUGGACAUGUGCUGCGAAAUGCUGGACGCGGAUCUCAAAGGCCAGGUCGACUGGAGCCCGCUUAAUCCGUCAAAGGUUUACCGCGCAUGCGCCGACCACACCAUGGGCGACUACGCGUUAGUCGCCGAAGAGGUGCACAAGUGGUACGGCGAAGACUACGCCGUGUGCGGCUUCAACCUGGCGCUUCCCCGUGACGAGUGCUUCGGCCUGCUGGGCGUCUACGGCUGCGGGAAGAGCAGCGUGGCCCAGAUGCUGGCCGCCCACACCGUCAUGAGCAUCGGCGAGGCCUACAUGGGCGCCAAGAAGCUGUCCGAUUCACCGCGACAAUGGCAGUCUCAGGUUGGCUUCUGCCCCGAGGAAGACUCCCUCCUGGACGCCCUGAGUGGCGCCGAGACGCUCGAGCUGUUCGCCCGGCUACGCGGCGUACGGAGCGACAAGAUCGAGAGGCUCGUGGAAUGCGUCGUCGGCGUCGUCGACCUGAACGAGUCCGCCAGACAAGCGUGCGGCACUUACAGUGCGGACGCCAGACGGAAACUCUCCAUCGGGUUAGCCAUCAUCGGAGCUCCUCGGGUGGUGAUUCUCGAUGACGCCACCAGGGGUAUUGACACCACCGGGCGCCAGAUGAUUUACGAGGCGCUGCGAGAUCUGGCCCGCGUUUCUGCGUCAGCGAUUAUCCUCACCUCACGCAGCACGGAAGAGUGCGACAUGGCCUGUACCCGUGUGGGCUUGAUGGCCGGCGGUGAGAUCAAGGCCCUGGGCAGCAUGAUGGCGCUCAGGGAGUCCUUCUCCACGGGUUUUGUGGUCACCUUCUCGCUCGCCGAGAGGUUCACUCCGUACAUGAUCGAGAAGUCGGACAAGGCGGUCUCUCGGCUCUUUCCCGGAGCAAGGCGAGUCGACUGCCGAGAGGGCACCUUCGUCUACCACGUGGCCAACAGUCUUCCCUGGAGCGAGGUGUUCUCUCGGCUCAGCGCGGUGAGCCAGUGCAUCUCGUUCGAGUCCGUGCUGGUGGCCCAGAGCUCGCUGGACGAGGUUCUGCUCGGCAUGGGGCGCGCCGAGAUGGCCGAGGACGCGACGGUGGGCCGGCGCGCCGUCUACGAGGCGUUCAGCCCUCACUACGAGGGCGAUCCCUGGGGACGAGAGCGCCAACUGAAGCACGAGCGCCGACAGAAAGUGCGGGAACGCCGCAAAAAGGACGCCGACGAAAACAGCACUGAGAAAGCAGCGCCGUAG
Rhipicephalus microplus (southern cattle tick) is the source of this 2649-nucleotide messenger RNA. RefSeq lists its product as uncharacterized. Gene Ontology annotation, biological process: lipid transport; transmembrane transport. Lineage: Eukaryota; Metazoa; Arthropoda; Arachnida; Ixodida; Ixodidae. Gene Ontology annotation, cellular component: membrane; intracellular membrane-bounded organelle. Gene Ontology annotation, molecular function: ATP hydrolysis activity; ATP binding; lipid carrier activity. The record is from RefSeq and is a predicted model, not a curated record.